Drechmeria coniospora is the source of this 1503-nucleotide messenger RNA. RefSeq lists its product as uncharacterized. Bases 1 to 1503 code for a protein of 500 amino acids. The transcript is spliced from 3 exons. The record is from RefSeq and is a predicted model, not a curated record. NCBI's taxonomy places the organism in Eukaryota, Fungi, Ascomycota, Sordariomycetes, Hypocreales, Ophiocordycipitaceae.
AUGCAUUGCCCAGCAGUUGUUACCGAAUCGAAAAGCCAUGAUGAAGCCCCGAGUACCCUCUCUGAGUAUGUCACGGUCCCCGUGCUCCGUCCUCCGACGGUGUUCAAGCACUCGCCACGAGAGCCAGACAGAGCAGUCUCGCUUCUCCUUUUUCUUGCCCGCGCACAAAGAGGUAUGGCCAUGAUGCAACUGCCCGCCAACCCUCACGGCCACGAUGCUGCUGCAAUCCUCGCAACUCCAGACUUUGCAAGGGCGUUUGAAGACGGUGCAUUUAUGGCAGAAUUCGCCAGAUUACUAUCUGGAUCCCAGAAAGUUGGCGAAUUUCAUGUUUUGUGCGCCAUUGUCGAUCAGAUGGCGCCGGCGCUUGGAGAAUCUGGACAGAUGCGAGGUUUCUCGGUUGUUCGUGGCAAACUGGACGAGACACUCCCAGACCUAUGGCUGCCAUCACCGCCAAGAGCAAGAGAAGACUCCGAUUCUGUUUCGACCCUCACAUUUCAUCUCGGAAGCCCUCGGAUUACGUUACCUCUUGCGAGAACCACUUUUCACAAUAGUAGAACGUCGACCUUGCUCGCUUCCCGUUUCGACAUGACAGAACCGUCGCCCAUCCUUCGCCAAAGUUGCCAGAAAUCCUCGCAGCGUAUCAUUUUAUCGCUGCAUAGGAAGCUGCACUCGACCAACGACUUGGGUCUUUGGGCCCCCUUGUGCCCCAUUACCCACGCACGCGUUGUGGCAGAUGGGUUCGGGAACAUCAUCCGGGGCAUUGAAGUCAACGGCAAAAGGGAACCUGCAUCCACGGAACUCGAGGAUUCCGUGAACACAAUGUUCAAGAAUAGGUCGGCAUCCGACAUCGCACCGGGGCCCAUGGGAGUUUGGGCCAUGAUCAAUUCCGCCGUGGACCUUGACAACGCUCCUGACCCGGCGCGUUCACUGCUCGGAAAACCGGCGACACGGGAUGAAAUCGAGGUAAUGGCGCAGUACCUGGAACAGUCGUAUGGAUCUGGCGGACGUCUGUUCCAGAUAUUGAGCGGCGGCGGCGGCUGGGGUGCGAAAAAGGGGCUUCUGUCCAUUGACCCUCAGAGAACCCAUUUUGCCUUGUCGGAAGAAGAAGAGAUGAAGCGCUUUUUCCAGACUAUGGAUCGUUCAAGUUUUGCGCCUCCGGGCUCUCAGAUCCAGUUCUUCAUGCCAGCACCUGCACCUCCUCAAGACACUGCCGCUUCCUGUUCGGGCAUUGUAUUUGGCGUCCCGCGAAACGACGAGUACGCAGAAGGAGAGGCAGAGGUGGCGGAAUCUGGAUUUUUGGUUGAUGACCAUUUUGGCGCUCUUUCAACCCAAGGUGUCUUCAUUUCUGGUUCGACUGAUCCGGAGACUGGACUUUUGGAUGAAUCCAAACUGAGUGUUCCGAACGCGCGAGUUUAUGUUGUGAAGGACAAGAAAAAGGGUGGACUGCUCCGUUCCAUAGGAACGGAACGACUAGCGGAUGCUGCGGCAGCGACUUUGAUAUAG